CUGCAUCUUGUCAAGGUCAUACUAAUAGGCAACAUUUUAAAAACUGUUCUCGUGCCUAGAUAUUAAAGUAAAUUUUCUACUAUCAGGCCGUUCUAUUUCAUGGUUAUUAUCCCCGAUAUAUGAACCCAAAGUAUUCACAUUGAAUUUUGUUCGAAGGAAUGGCUUUUGUAUAAUCCAAGAAGGUUCUUAUUACAGAUUAUGAAAUGUGCGUUUCAUAUUCAGUAAUGGGCACUCUUGCACAUGUGUCUCUGCAAGUACCUGCAGAGCAGCGUUUUUUCAAACGUUACUGGUGUUUGUUAUAUCAUUGAAGCCGUUUUUAGGUGCUGAUGUAUGUCCGCAAGGAGCAGGCAGACAGACAUGUCGGAAAUAUGAUGUUGGCGAACCAGUUGACACCUUUGAGCCGUAAACGAGCUCCCAUUGCAUUAGAAAAAUCUGCAUCAGAGAUUACCUGGAAGAGGAGCUCUUAUUCCCCAAAACUAUCCUGUCUCAAAGUGGUUACCUGACACGUUUUGUCGGAAAGAACAUGAAACCUAAACCAAAAAGACAAGAAUGCGAUUGAGCGCCGAAGAAAACGCUCUAUAUGAGUCUGAAUUUCAGUGAGGAUUUGGCAGUUUAUAUCCCGGAGAGGGGAAUAUCGAGCCUAAGAGACCUUCCCUGCAGCAACACUAAGAGCGACAUUCUAGCCGUCCAUUACUUCGAAACAGUGCUAAGGACAAACUCUCGCACAUGACCAAUUCAAUGUGCAUAUAUCAGUUCACCUGCUCAUGCGGAGCUAGGUACAUAAGUCGUUGUAUGCGUGUCCUUUCAAAACAUUACCCAACAAAAAGGAGGCCCCGGUUCAAUCAGAAGUGCCAUUAUUGAGCAUCAUAUCAACAUCCCACAUCUCAGCUGAUUCGUUUAAAUUAAUAUACCAAGUUAACACAAACUGCCAAAAGCAGUAUAUUUUCGACUUCUCUGUACUGCAAUAUCCAUGGAAAUGCCGGGGCUGUGUUCAAAAGAAAUUAGUCCAACAUCUACAACUACCAUGGACCUAGUUCGGUAUGUUCCUUUAGCCUCCGUUUCUUGUUCUAUUUUGAUUUUUUUUCUUUCUCCGUGUGUGCGAUUCUUAUUUUCUCUGUCUUCAUUCAAUUCAUCCAAUUUUUUCAGUUAUUAGAACAUUUUUAAGUUUGUUUCCAUGUUUUUCCUGUUCACAUUUAUAAUUCGUUUAAAAUGACUAUUUUACAAUUAUAUCUUAAUCCUGUGCAAUUUUUGUGUGUCUAAGGCUCUUGUAAUCUAUAUUCACACCUCAUAACUUCCAUUUCAAGUUGAAAAUUAUCUCAAUUUUGUUUCCAUGCUCAUUUUUAUUUACACCUGUAAUUCACUAUAAUCCCGUGUAAUUUUGUCUCUAAGCUUCUCGUUAACCAUAUCUAGUUGAAAAUAAUUGUCACCUUUUAUUGGCCUUCGUUAUUAUGUGGAAUCAAACAAGAAUUGUAUGCAUGUAAAAUUAUGUAUUUAAAUGCGAUUGUACAGAUUUUGAAAAUGAAAUCACCGAAAAGAUAACCAUCCUUGUUGAACUUUGUGUCCUCUUUCUAAUGUCCUAAUACGUGUUUUCCACAACCAGCUGAUUCACACAAGUGUAACUACAUUCAGUUUCAGAAUUAUGACCUGAUGAUAGAAGGCGCGAAUUCUGCGUUAAUCCUUUUCUAGUAAGUCCCUGUACUUUUCUAUGACCUUGAGUUAUUCAGUUGAUGGCUGUGACACCCCUUCUUCUAGGAAUCUGUUCCUGGAGUUUAUGACUUGUUGUGAGAAUCGGUAUUCCACAGCAAUAUAGUUCCUUCUCGGAUAUUUAACUCUCCUGGUAUGUCGUCCGAGGUGUUCCGUCCUAGCGGGAAGGAAAAAAAAUAGCAGAUUAGAUCCGUAGUCAUUGCUUAAAUUUUUGAACAUUGUAGUGUCAUUACCUCUGCUUACGAUAUGACAAGUUGAAGAAAUUCAUAUUGUUUGGUCUUUCAUUGUAUGAUAAAUUGACCAUUCUGAGAAUCACACCUGUUGCCUCCCUCUAAACGCUUUCUAGAAUAUAUAAAUCCCUCUUAAGAUUAGGACUGUCUGCCUAGAUACAUUCUUCCAGUCUUUACCUCAUCAGAGAUGUAUCUGAAAUGAACAUAUCUGUAGUAGUUUUAGUAAACACUCCGCGUAUAACAUGAAGAUCUGAAACUUCAAGUGACCAUCGCGCGAUGGUGUGCUGUAGCAUUUUAAUUUGUAACUUAUUAUGACGCCCAUUGGGUACGGGUCCGUAUGAGUGAACUGGUUCUAGCUCAGCUAGUCAGCUCUAGUUCGUAUGAGCUGACUCUUGCGUGUCUGAUGCGCAUAGUUGCGCACUUCGUUGCAUUGAUCGAGUCUCCAUUCUUUGGACUAAUCUAAUAAUUUGUUGAGACCUUGUGACACAAGCAUGUCAUUUUCGUCCUUUAGCUCCCUCCAAAUUUUUAAGUCAUCUUCGCGGAGGACCAUAGCGGAUUUGGUGAGUAUAAAAGAUAAAUAAGAGGAGCCCGAUUACGGUGCCACUCCACUGUGUACUGCUGUCUGGAAGGAGAGUUUUGAGUUGAUCCUGACUCUAUCUCCUAAUUAUGAGGAAAUCCCUAAUUCAGUCCAGUAAGCUGCUCGUGAUCACGGAAGUUUCCAAUUGCAUGAACAGUUUUGUAUGAAAUACUUUGUCGAAGGCUUUGCUAAAGUCUAUGAAACGAUGUAGAUAGAUUUUUCGCGACACCUUGGCCCUGGUCCCUCUUUCUGUGAGGUUUAUCAGGUAAUUGAAUUUUCGCCGGAUGCCAUACUGUGCUCUGGACAACAAGUUGUUGUUUUCCAGAUAUGCCAUAAUAUCUUUCUUGAUGACUCUCUGCAGAAUAUUGAUGGUCUUGGUAAGACUGCUGGACCUGCAGUUUGAGGGGAAGUGUCUGGAUCCUCCUAUACGGUUUUUUCAGUCACGUAACAUUCCAUUCAUGAGAGACAGCUUGAAGAUCAUAAUAAGUGGGCCAGCUAUGUGCUCUGACAGAUCCUUGAGAAGCGAAGGAUGAAGAUCAUCGUGUUCCAUUGACUUCCUUGCACCUAGUUUCUUUAGAGUAUGAAGUACGAUAUUUUGGUGUGUAUUCCUUUGAUGCGGCCAGCGCUGCUGCUAUAGGAGGUAACAACACAUGCGUAAAGACUUUUGAGAGGUAGUCUGCCAUUGCUUCCGCUUUUUUCAUGGUCUUUUUCGAUUGUGUCGUCACCAAUAGUUAGGUUUUAAAUCCCGUUGAAUGUCUUAUUCCCGGGGGUUAAUGUACGAAAAAAUCCUCUUGGGUUGUGCCGUUGUAUUUAGAGCUAGAUGCAUCUCGAACUUCAUCCCUGAUUGACGAAUUCCAGCAAUAGCUUCGUUCUUGAUGAUGUUAUGCAACUUUAUAGCCUUAAAAAUACCAAGUGUGAUAAACAUCCUCCAACAUUUACUCUUGCGAAUCUUUCAGUUUAUUCAUGGGGAACAAUUUUUUUGACUCUAGGACAGACCAAAGGAUAAAGGGUUGGAUUGCCCACUCCCUGAUCAGUGAAAGCCCUAUGGGGAGCACGACAAAGUCAAACUUCUGACACACUGUAGUAACUUCAGGGUAUACCUCGGGUGCACAGCAGAAGGUUGGGUCCCACUUUAAACAUACUACAGAGACUUAAAGACAAACGUUAGCUCCACCAGGUUACCGUAGCCCUAAUCUGCCCCUAACCUUACCCUUUCCAAAAUGUAACGUGAAACUUAUCAGAUACCCCAUUUAGUAUCAUAACACUUCAUUAAGCACAUUUUUUCAUGAAUACAAUGUCAUUCACCUACUUUCGGUAACUUGCUGAUUAAGCGUUCUAAGGUCAUCAGUGCGUUCUCUCCUCUUCGGCGCUUAAAGUUUAACUUCUCUGGGAAUGCUUGGAAUUCAAAAUGCUACAACCAUACAGUACUCAUAUUUCCAAUGGAAAAAGCCUUGUCUCAAAAUUUCAGCUUUAUAAGAUUUCAAUAAACAUACCUGUGUAGUCAAUUUUUGUCAGAAUCUUUUCUGCUUCACUUCUGCAAACUUCAACUUUAUUUGCAAUGUCAAAUUUCUGAGUUCGUUACUAUUAAUCUUUACUAGCCUCAUGUUACAUAGGUGACAGAUUGAGAUCAUCAUAAAUGCUAUUCAGGUUGAUUAUCGGUUAAACAAGCCAACAUAGAAACUAGCAUAACUGCUUUCAUUUUUCAGUUUAUUUGUUUGGAAGAUAUCCACUACUUUUCAUGUUAUAGAUUCUGAAAAUUCUCACUAACCUCUGCCUAGUUAUUCUUUUUCGCAUAUAUUUCCGUCGAUUGUGGUUUCUCUUCAACCUUUCUCCCAUGUUUGUGCGAUCUAGCGAAGUUUAACACUGUUUUGUGAAUUUCUUAGUUGAGAAUUCAGUCUUAGGUAACAUUUUAGUCUUCCUAGUAAUCCAAGGAGUCAAAGAAAAAAAGAAAGCAAAAGUUUCCUGUAUUUGUAAUUUCUUUUGGUAAUGGGUGGCAGUAAACAUCUAAAUCAGCUUUUAAGGUGGAUUUUCUAUCAUGUGAAGCCAACCACUGAUUCUGUUGAUACAUUAUUAUGGCUUCCUAAUCCUUUCUUGUUAUUACAAAACCAGGAUUUAAAAGUUUUUUUUCUUUGCUUUGUAUUUUAUUUUCCUUUCACGUUCCCCAGUGGAACAUAGGGCUUCAAGCUAGUGGCUGGGGUUGCUAGCCUCAUGCCCAACCUUUCCGCUCUACCAGUCUCACUACUGGCUUAGCGAAGUAAAGAGAGUGCGUCGGUAGCCGGGGAUCGAACCCCGGACCAUGUUCAUGGUCAGCGACGCACUUUGCAUUUUAUUCGACUACUACUGUGCGUCGGUGGCACAGUGGUUAGGACUCUCGCCGACCAUGCACAUGGUCCGGGGUUCGAGCCCACGCCGGCGCACGCCUGAUAUCUAUGGUCGGCCUGCAAAAUUUGGGCUACCGAUAUCCAUGCUGAAAAUUCCAUACUUGUACCAAAAAUACAGUGUGGAAUCAAGCUGUAAAUCAAAAAAAAAAAUAUACGCAACGAAGUCGUCUACCAGAUAUAAGCAAUUGGUUCUGGAUACGGCUGUUACUUUUUAGUAGGUCUUUAUGAAAUUCAUUCAUUUGGAUUUAAAUCAUGUUUUCCAUACCAAUUUCUGCGUUUUAUAUUUUAACGAUCCCUUAAGUAUCAGUUAUGCAUACCAUCAUUCCUUUAUAGAAGUUCACCACCUUGCACUUCAAAUCCUAUUGAGAUCAACUAACCUGAUUUAAAGUGUUACCGCUUUUCCAACUGUAGUUAUCUCAUCGUCUUCGAUGACACAACGAAGUUUCGCUUUGCCAUCCAACCUUUAUCCUGUAUCUGAUUUAGUGGCGAAGCCAGUUACAUGUCCCAAACCACGACCAAGCAUCUUGCUCAGUAAAUCUGCUCCCAGUAGAAAACAGAAAUGUUCCCUACCUUUAGAACCAAAUUGUUCGGGCAGUACGACGGCUACUAAACGAUCUAGUGUAUCAUUGCGUGGAGCUACACAUAUCUCAGUUACACGAUGUUCCGCUGCGUCAUCGAAAGCAACUGUUGUGUCAUCCCUCCCUAAUAAGUUGAAUAUUCAUUUUCAACCAAAAUCUAUAGAAUCAACUUCUACUAAUUUGACUUUAGAAGAGUCGUUUCAAGGAUUGUCUACACCUAAUGGGAGUGCAAAUACAGUACGUAUCCAGCUGGGAUCAAAUAGUCAGAUCGACCGAAAUAUAAGAAACCCAUCAUCUAGUGUACCUCGUGUACUACCAAUGUAUCAAGUUCCAUGUGAAGUGUGCGGUACCAGUAUUUCAAAUGAAACAAGUGUUCAGCGUUCACAUAUUGACUAUCGUCAUACAAGCGAAUAUCUAAAAAGACUUCCAAGUCUCCCCUGUCAAAUAUGUGGUCAGUUAUUUUGGACGAAGCGUGGAUUAUCCAUUCAUCAAGGUACCAAAUGUGGGAUUUGCGGUGAAACUAAACUGUGCAGUUCAACUUAUUAUGUCCACAAAAUCACCAAGCACCCUGCUAAUCACCAGUACUGGUGUCCAUUAUGCCCCUAUGCAUGUCAGCGGGCGAUUUCACUGUGGAAACAUUAUUCCAGAAAUCAUGAAAGUGGUGGUGGUGGUGGUAGCCGUAGGAGAAGCCCAGUAAUUGCCUCAAGUAAACUGCGUCGGGUUAUCAGUCCGGAACCAACUGUCACAACAUUAUCUCCAACUCAAACUGUAACAACGCCAAUCACAUCACUUUUUGGAAGUACAACAAUAGUUACACCAAUCAGUACACAACAACAGUGUAAUGGGCGUGUUAUUCUCAGUGAUAAACUCCAGUUUCAUAGCUGUGACUUGUGUCGGGAAUUCUUCGUAGCAGUUGAAGACUUUAAUGCGCAUAACGAAAGAUUUCAUAGAAUUGAAAUACUAGACGAUGAUGGUGAUGAUGAUAGUCGUGAUAAUUCUGAUGACAUCCCAGCGUCGGUUGAAUGCAGUUCAUCGUCAAAUAAAAGUAAUAAUAAUAAUUAUAGUAAUACAACGCCUAGCAUCACUCCUAUCACAACUAGCAAUCAAUCUUCCCAGUCAACCUCUUCCGCUUCAUCAAUGAACUCAGAAGUAUCAGAUGGGACAAAGUCUAGAUCAACUUCUAAUUCACAUAGAAUACUGAUUAUGGACUCCUCUCUUAAUGAACAAUCAAUGUGUAAAAGUGUUCCGUCUAGAAAUAACAUUGGAAGCAAUCAUUCUGAGAAACUAUCUACUAACGAUGAAGAUAAUAUCAACAAGAGUCAUAGACAUGUUGUAGUUGACGAAAUAAAUAUUAACGAUGAUGUUGAUGGUGCUGACUGCAGGAAUGCUGAUAAUACAACAGAAGGACAACGUGGAUUACAGACGACUACGGCUCCGGACAUCGUUGAUGAUGAGGAUGAUUUUGAUGAUGACGAAUUUGUAUGUCCAAUGUGUGAGUUUCACAGUAAACAGCGCAGUGAUAUAAUGCAACAUAUUGUAGAUUAUCAUGAAAACGCAUACUUUGGCUAGUCCUACGCCUACUACUAUUUUUAUUUUUAUUAUUACUGAUUAUAUUUUUGUGAGCACUGUUAAUUGCUACAAACUGGUUGUUUUUGUAUUUUAUUUCAAAUAGUGGAAAAAUGAUUGAGUGGUAUCAAUCAAUUAUUGAUUCUAAUGAAUGAGUGAAUAAUCGAUUAUUUAUUCUGCCUUCUUUUAUCAUAACGAUAAUCUAUUCAAUUUUUCAGAGUUGAUGAUCGCUCGUUCUUAUUUAUUUGUGUAUAUUGUGUAUUAACAUAUAUAUUUUGUGAAAUGUAUAUUUUUAAAUCUCCUUGGCGGCGGCGGGGGGAGGUUAUUUAUUGUUAUAAACGAAAGUAUUUUAUAAUUCCCCCAUAAUUUUAUACUAUUUUUCAUUAUUAAGCAUUGUUGAUAUCAUUAUCAUUGAUUACUUAUGAAUAAUUUUUUUAGAUUUCUUUUACACGGUUAUUAUAUAUACAUAUAUUUCACCAAGGUGUCUUUUACUGUAUUAUAUAAAUCAUUAUAAUAUGUAUCUGUUGUGAUUCGGAAGUGAGCAGUUGGCAGGCUAGUGUCAUACACAUCCAUGAUACUUCACUCUAACAGAUGCUUGCAACAACAACAACUGAAAUUCAUUCAGUCUGUCUAGUGUAUCUUAAUUAUAAUCACACGAAUUCGAAUCUUGCGUUUAAUAGUUCUCUUUGUUCUCCCCUAUUCGUCGUUGUUGGGGUAGUAGAAUUUUCUAGAUAUCUGGCUAGACAGAUGUUGAAUCUAAUAUAAGUAUAAAACUUGGGCACUGUGGUAAAGUAUAAUUCCAUCAUAGAUAAGAUUUUAUUUUGAUAAAUCGCACAGUGUUUACAG
Messenger RNA from Trichobilharzia regenti, 7882 nucleotides. The record is from the annotation of a GenBank genome assembly. Lineage: Eukaryota; Metazoa; Platyhelminthes; Trematoda; Strigeidida; Schistosomatidae.